Rhincodon typus (whale shark) is the source of this 3284-nucleotide messenger RNA. It is a transcript of the gene nkrf, whose product is annotated as NFKB repressing factor. Gene Ontology annotation, cellular component: nucleoplasm; nucleolus. The transcript has a single exon. The record is from RefSeq and is a predicted model, not a curated record. NCBI's taxonomy places the organism in Eukaryota, Metazoa, Chordata, Chondrichthyes, Orectolobiformes, Rhincodontidae. Gene Ontology annotation, molecular function: nucleic acid binding. The annotation marks the transcript as partial.
GUGAAAAUCCAACAGCAAAGCGAAAACCGCCUUUAUUCCGUCCUAGGUUUCGAUUUGAGCCAGUUGCAUUUGUUAGCAGCAGCACCAAGGAGGAGGAUGAAGUGAAGAAAAAGCCAAAUCAAUCAGACAAGCCACGAAGGUGGGCAGAUUUAGAUGAAGAUAAUUCAAAUUGUUUGAUUAGAAUGGAGGAGAAAUCGGUAAAGGCAGAGUCUCAGCCCAACUCAAAAACGAGCAAAUCUAGCAAAAGUUCAAAUGGCCCACUGGAUCCUGCCACUUCUCAGAAUUCUAGCGCAUUUGAUUAUGACUCCUUGUACAAAACCAUCUUCACAGAUGGAGAGCAAGCCAAAAGUGGAAACUGCGUUAACGGGAUAAGCUGUUUAAGCACUUACAUGUCUAAAAUACAGCAGAAUUAUUCUGCUAAAUAUGAAGCUUAUCAUUCCAAUCCAUCAGAUCUUUAUCCAACAAUGAGGGGACCGGAUUUUUCCAAGACCCCAGUUGCCAACAAACAGGGCUACAAGGGCCUGGGCUUCACACAGACGAAACGGUCGAAGAGUAGAAAAUCGUCUAAGAAGAAUGCCAGCAAGUCAAUACUUCCAGAACCUUUGUCAAGCAAGGCAUCUCCAUCUGGUGGCUUUUCUCCAUCUGCAAUAAAGAGCAGACAGACUUUCUUUAAUAUGCUUCAGAUAUCUGUGUCAAGAAAGCUUAGUUCAAUUGGAGGCUUCAGUAACCAGCUAAACCAUAGCGAUGUGCUAAGCAGCUGUAUUCAGACAUGUAAAACAAAUCCUCAGUAUUUCUACGUAUCACUGAAGGAGAUCCCUCCAGCUGACGUACCAAAAAAUAAGAAAGUCUUGACAGAUGGCUAUGCCUGUGAGUUGAGAUGUCAGGGUGUCUACUUGGCUACAGGUUAUGCUGGCAGCAAAAUUGGAGCUCGUGAUAGGGCCUCUGAGCAAGCCUUAAAGUUGUUCCUUAAAGACGUGGUGGUUGAGGUUGUGAAGCGCAAGUGUAAAAAUAAUUGUAUUGAUGAUUUAAUAUUGUGUGAAAAAAACACCCCUCGAAAUGACAUUCCUCCUGCUCUCAAAAAACCAGAUGAGAAAAUCCCAAGCAAAGAAUCUAAAGAUACAGCCAAUAAAGGAAACGAAACAACUAAACAGAGCAACCGACAUUCAAAGGAUCUCAAAAAGAAGCACUGGAUGGAUUUUGUCAUUUUGGAGACGGCAAAAAAUGCUGUCUGCAUUCUGAACAAUUCAGCCCAAUUUAACAGAAUGACCGUGGAUUACAAGUUUCAACUGACACCCAGUCAGGUCUGGCAAUGUCGUGUUUUUGUUGAAGAUCACUUUAUUGCUGAGGCUUAUGGAACCAAAAAGUUGGUGAAGCAUACAGCAGCAGAAAAAGCUUUGACAAUACUGAGGGAAACCCAACCUGUUGUAAAAUCAAGCAAACCAGGAAACACUGAUGCAGCCAUCUCUCGAAGUGCAAUUCUGGGAAGAUCGGCUGAGGAAGCUCUUAAACAAAAGAUCACCGAGGACAACAUUGGCAAUCAGCUUUUACGGAAAAUGGGGUGGAAAGGAGGUGGUUUAGGAAAAGAGGGUGAAGGUAUUGCAGAGCCAAUCAUAGUAAAAGAACAGUUCAAGAGGGAGGGCCUGGGUUUAGAGAUGAGCAAGAGUGGUUCUAAAUUAAACAAGCGUGAUAUAGAAGAUCUUAUCAAAAACUAUGCCCGUUCGGACAAGCAGGAAGAACUGACCUUUUCCAAAGAGCUAACCAACGAUGAGCGAAUGCAAAUCCAUCAAAUGGCUGCAAAGUAUGGGCUCAAGAGUAAAUCCUAUGGAAAAGGAAAGGAGCGUUAUUUGGUUGUGAGCAGAAAAGUCCGUGUAGAUGAUAUUAUGAACCAGCUUGCACAAGAAGGACAGGUUGGCCGAUUUGAAUUGGUAGUGCCCGGUUCUUCAACUUGAUGCAGAACUCUGCCCAAUUUUUUGUUUUUAUUUAUGUGCAGAUUUCUUCCGAAGCAAGACUUUUUCCCCAGUAAUCUGAAUUCAGUUAUUGUAAAUGGUUUCUCAAUUGCAAUAGAAGUUUAUCUACAUCUAUUAUUUACAGUUUUGAAAUCGUCAUCAGUGAGGUAGAUGUUCAAAACAAGGCAUCCGAAAUGAACUGUCUCAGUAUUUCUGCAUCACUUUUUUUCCUUGUAUAAAGAUAACUGUCUGUGUUAUUUACAAAAAAUGGUAAUAAACUGCCACUGUUCAAAUUACUAAUGAGCUAAUAACUGUUUUGAUGUGGUUCAUAUCAAUUAGGAGGAAGUGGUGAAAUACAUUAAAAUUAUGACAGUUAAUCUUGAAAGGUAGUGUAUUUUUUUUAAUCCUGUUAUUUGUUUUAAAAUGUAAGUCAAGACCUAAGCUUGCUUCAUCCUUCAUAGUCCCUAAUCACUAAUGGACCAGUGGAAAACUGUUUGCAAAUAAAUUACAUUUUAGAACAGUUUUUUUUAACUGCUUUGAUAGUUCCACAGUGCAAUAUUUAAAUUCUAACUGUCCUUUUACAGUGACUCUCCCUCAACAUCCUGUAUUCAUCCUGUUUGAUAUGUCAAGUAGCAUUCUUUCUCCUCUACUCACCUCCUUGCUAAAAUUUGGGUGUUGGGUGCCUGGAUACCUUGCUGAACUGCUCAUUCUUCAUGUGAUAUGUACUGGGUGAUUGUAUGAUCUUUGAAUGUAGUGGAUAUUGGAGCAUGCCCAGUAUGUCCUCAGCCCAUAUACGUACAAAUGCACUUUCUAGAUAGGUUCCUGCAUCCCCAAAUCCUCCUUAACUCAGGAUGUUGAGGCCAAUUUUAUCCCAGCCCUGAAUGAUCAUUUGGAACCUUGAUUGUUUGUGUAAGGUCGCUGUGAACAUCCCAAGAUAGAAUUGUCAUUUUCUUUUGUGGAUAACAGUGCGUGUUGGGAGUGUUGAAGGAUUAGAUUCUGACGUGUUAGUCAUAAUGAGCUUCAUUUAGUUCUGCACUAGGACACUGCUGAGAUUAUCACUUUGUAAAUAAUGCUGGUGUGAUGAAAAAAUCUCUUUCUCUUAAUGCUCCAUCAGCUGCUGGCUAAGUCAAAGCAGCAUUGAGCUAUAACGUGUGCAGAAUAUUAGUCUGCUUGCCCACCUAACUUUUCAAGGGAACAACAAGGUUCUAGUUGGUGUAUUUUUGGUGUAUUAAAUGGCAGUCCAGAAUAUCCUUUUGUUUUGAAUGGAAUAAAAUAUUUUUUAAAAUAAGCCUGUCACUCAAAAAAGUGGAUUAACUUUGCAUUGCUGCUUAUAUAUCU